UGAAAAGCGAACGUUCUGUCAAAUAGAUUCGCUGUCUCCUCAGGCCGCUCAACUUUGAACUGUUCAUCAGUGAUACUUUCUGUCGAUUCGUUUUCUGCUACGAACUCCAGCCACCUAAACACAAUACUCUUUCUUAACAAAUUUUAGACUGCGGAGCCUCUUUGCCUACUACUUUCACACUAAAGUCAUGUGUCAUGAAUUACAUGAGUUCUAUUGGAACUGCAGACACCCGGUUGCUGAAGAAGACAUUUACACUCAAUGUCUUGACUAUCCCAACUGUGGGCAUACUUUGCGGGGAGUGGACCCCAAUCUUGGCGGCUGUUAUUAUCAAGAUUGCUCUGUGUAUGGUGCAUGUCCUCGUCCAGAGUGUCAACCAGAGGGCACGAGUCAGAGUACCAAAACCCAUAGCAAGAACGAUCACAACGAAUCUGGGAGUUCUCGAAGGGGAGCUUCUUAGUUCCAGGGGGUUCUCUCUCACCCCCACCUUUUUUCUUCGUCCAAAAUCCGGUCAAACACGUCACAUAUCGCCAAUUCUCACCUGUUCACUCCCCUUAAUUGAACAACAUUCUGCACGAAAUGCUUUCCUGUCGAUCUCAAUUCAAGUCUGAAAUAUCUUCACGCCCAAACCUUUCCACCGAGACCCCCACCUCACCUCAC
Molecule: messenger RNA, 657 nt
Organism: Mollisia scopiformis
Lineage: Eukaryota; Fungi; Ascomycota; Leotiomycetes; Helotiales; Mollisiaceae
Exons: 2
Coding region: 195-608 (137 amino acids)
Source: RefSeq, a predicted model, not a curated record